GGGCCCUCUUUCGUUCUUGAGGUACCUGCCCACUUGCCCAUCCACCCGGUUUUUCAUGCUUCCAAGCUCACCCCUUUCGUUUCGGCGGAGCGAAACGACUUCCCCGGCCAACGAUCACAAGACCUUCCCUCCAUGGAUGGCUUUCAAGAGGCUGGCAACAUCAUCCGGCAUCGGCAGUACAACAAGAAGCCGAAGGAGUACUUAGUCCAUUUCUCCUACCGCAGCCACAAGGCAGACCUUACCUGUAUAGAGCUUCAGGCCACUGCACCGGAUGUCCUCGCCCUAUACGAGAAGCAACAGCAAAUGCAAGCGAUAUCCUCGGCUCAGCCCACCCGUCCCAACCGGAAUCAGCGGCCUGCAUCAGAAGGCCACCGUCUUCGCUGGUCAGUACUUGGGAGCAUCAUCAGCAUCAGGUUCUAUGUCCGCUCAAGAGAAGCUAAGGUUCCGCGAGGCAACUUCAUGAUUUAUGCUGUGAGAAGCAGAUGACUAUUCUUUUCAGGCCCCUCUGAAUUCUUUGCUUCAUUUGUUAAGUACCUGUUGACCAGUAGUCCAAGUAUUUUGUUUGGGUCAUCUCGACAUUUUCCCAAACCAUUUACUUCGGCAGAAGGUCACAGGAUGAUGCUGGGGUUGGGUUGUGAGUACGGCCCAGAGUCCCAGAGUAAGAAAACGUGAAUGUACUAUGUAGUAAAGCUUACCGGCUCACUUCACGAUGGGUGUAUUGGUUAAGGCCUCACAUCUCCACGGCAGAGGCUCAAGCGAUUCCAGACAUUCAUACAGCUGCUGCAGCAAAUCUGGUUCAGACGGCUUGGCCUGGUUCCCUCAAUGUGCUGGCGCACACAACUUUUGGCAUCAUUUUACAAGUGAAGACGUGGUGGUACUGAUCUUGUAGCGAAUAGGCCUCUUGCCAAACACAUCAGGGAAACCAUCCCAAUAGCAUUGCACUGACUCGUGCUUUCUCAAGGAUUCUGAUGUUCAGCUACAUAUCAGAUCCCUAGUGACCGUCUUUCCUCAAAUAGAACGUGUACGCCGUACGGUAAUUAUCCCUGUAUCUAGGUUGAAAGUUGCCCCAGAUACAAGAAUAAUGACCAUACGUUUCUAUUAUCAGGGGAAGGCGGCAGGUUCAAACAAGCACUGCAAUUCCAGGGGAUGCCCUUUCUUGUCGAGCUUGGCUCUUCACGUCAAGUUCUCUUCUAUACUUAUCUUCAACGUGGGCUGUGGUACUGAGUACGCAGGAUACUUCUGAUUGUGGACUUUUUGGUCAUUGCAUUUGCUUAUCUGACAAAUUGAAUGCACGGCCAUGGUUCAGUGCACAGCUGCCUGCUGUGAAUUCACUGGCUGGCACGGCAGUUACGAGUUAUAGGCAAAGCGGACAGGCUGCGUGAGGGGUCCACAUAAGGUGUGGUUGUGGCUGCAAAGGCUGAUUAUCAGAACUUGGCAUGCACAUUGAUAAGCACAUGGGCAUGAUUGUGUUUCUUCUGGAGUUCCCGUGCGGCACAGAUUCAAAUUGUCUUUUCUUUUGGUUGCUGCCUGCUUUCUGCCACAGCGAUCAAAACGAGGCCCGUGAAGCUAAUUUGCGGCCUGAGUUCGCUGGCUCCAGUACCCAGACAUGAAAAAAGGGGGGGNGGGGGGGGGGGGAGGGCAGAGAAAUAGGUGGCAUUCCAAGGGACCUUCCAGUCGGGAGCAUCCUGAGGCCCACAAAUAUGCAGCAGAGAAGCAGUAAAGGGCAGCAUUUUGAAGACCUUUGAAGUUGUCGGCAGCUAAAGCAAAGGCAGCAUUUCAAAGGUCCUUCAAGUUGGCGGCAUUUUGAAGGGACAAGGAGGUAACAGAGAGCAGUGAAGUUCACCUAGGGACACAUUGAAGGAAGAGGGUCACAAAAAGCUGAGCUGGUGUAUAGACACAAAUAACGAAGUAGACGACGGUGACCACCAUGUGCCAUAGAUUGGCAACAAGUACCAUUUCCUGGGUGUUGCCUUGCACGCAAUGGGGUUUCCUGGGUGUUGCCUUGUACGCAAUGGGGCUGAAAACGCAAUCUGGAAUGCCGGUCAUCUGCAUUAGUAGCUCUUUUGCAUCUGUGAGACUGUGAGAUUACCAACCACAGCGCUUCUCCUUUUUGUCUCCUUCUCCUCCUCUUUAUCCUCCUCCUCCUCCUCCUCCUGCUGCUGCUGCUGCCACUGCCGCUGCUAACUGUGCAAUUGGAGGCUGUCAUCCAGUCGUUGUCAUGCUCUUAGCAUCUCAAGGGAUUUGGAGUAUGGUUUUUGAACAGUUCUCAUUUCUAUAAACUGGUGCAAAGCUGCAAAGAUCUCCCCCGUUUGAGGACUGACUAUUCGGUAGCAGGCCUUGGCACAGGUUGUUCUUGCAGAAGUGAUCUGAAUGCGGUUUUCGGAUUGAACUGAUGUUAAAGCUGUUUGACGG
Chara braunii is the source of this 2412-nucleotide messenger RNA. Lineage: Eukaryota; Viridiplantae; Streptophyta; Charophyceae; Charales; Characeae. The record is from the annotation of a GenBank genome assembly.